Talpa occidentalis (Iberian mole) is the source of this 1120-nucleotide messenger RNA. RefSeq names its product inhibitor of growth family member 2 (gene ING2). Gene Ontology annotation, cellular component: nucleus. Lineage: Eukaryota; Metazoa; Chordata; Mammalia; Eulipotyphla; Talpidae. Gene Ontology annotation, biological process: positive regulation of DNA-templated transcription. The record is from RefSeq and is a predicted model, not a curated record. The transcript is spliced from 2 exons. Bases 130 to 969 code for a protein of 279 amino acids.
GCCGCGGCGGGGCCUCGCGAGCGGCUGCGGGUGUCCCCGCGGCGCGGGGCGGCGGAGCGGGGGCGCCGCGGCGGCGCGGCCGGUGCAUGUGCGGCCGCCGGGCGCGGGGGCGGCGGCGCGGGCGGCAGGAUGCUGGGGCAGCAGCAGCAGCUCUACCCGCCGGCCGCGCUGCUGAGCGGGGAGCGCAGCCGGCUGCUGAGCUGCUACGUGCAGGACUACCUGGAGUGCGUGGAGUCGCUGCCGCACGACAUGCAGCGGAACGUGUCGGUGCUGCGCGAGCUGGACAACAAGUAUCAAGAAACAUUAAAGGAAAUUGAUGAUGUCUAUGAAAAAUACAAGAAAGAAGAUGACUCGAACCAGAAAAAACGCCUCCAGCAGCAUCUCCAGAGAGCGUUAAUAAAUAGUCAAGAGCUGGGCGAUGAGAAGAUUCAGAUUGUCACCCAGAUGCUCGAGUUGGUGGAAAAUCGGGCGAGGCAAAUGGAGUUACACUCACAGUGUUUCCAGGAUCCUGCUGACAGUGAGCGCGCUGCAGACAAAGCAAAGCUGGAUUCCAGCCAGCCAGAAAGAUCGUCGCGAAGACCCCGGAGACAGAGAACCAGCGAAAGCCGUGACUUAUGUCACAUGACGAACGGGAUUGAAGACUGUGACGAUCAGCCGCCGAAGGAGAAGAAGUCCAAGUCCGCCAAGAAAAAGAAGCGCUCCAAGGCCAAGCAGGAGAGGGAGGCGUCCCCCGUGGAGUUUGCCAUCGACCCCAAUGAACCUACGUACUGUUUGUGUGACCAAGUGUCUUACGGGGAAAUGAUCGGGUGUGACAAUGAACAGUGUUCAAUUGAGUGGUUUCAUUUCUCCUGCGUUUCACUCACGUAUAAACCAAAGGGGAAGUGGUACUGCCCCAACUGCAGGGGAGACAGCGAGAAGACAAUGGACAAAGGUCCAGAAAAGACAAAAAAGGACAGAAGAUCGAGGUAGUAAAGGCCAUCCACAUUUUAAAGGGUUGUUUGUCUUUUAUAUAAUUCUUUCCGAAUUUACUUUCAGAAAAUGUUUUAGGGUAAAUGCAUAAGACUAUGCAAUAAUUUUUAAUCAUUAGUAUUAAUGGUGUAUUAAAAGUUGUUGUACUUUG